AUGGAUUCUUUAGUGUUACAAUAAGAAUAUAACAACAGUAGUAUAAAUAAUGAUAAUGAUUAAAAAUAGCUCCAUUAAAUAAGUCGUUUUGUAUUUUACUUUAUGAUUUUCCAUGCUUCAUUCACUAAUGUACUCAUGGCCUACCAUAUAGGCCUAUUUAACAACUUAUCCGACCAUCUAGAUUACAUAUAUUCCUGGAAUUUAGAAUAAAAAAUUCUUUAUAUAUCUUUAAUAAACUCUUUACCACAAUUUGUAGCUGCAAUAAUAGCUUUAUUUGGCGGUAAAUGGGCCCAAAAACAUGGUAGGAGAAAACUUUUGAUAAUUUUUAAUUAUAUAUCUGUAUUAGGGACUGGAGUAACAUUAAUAAAGCACACAUAUGCCUUAGUUGCUGGACGUAUUAUAAUAGGAUUUAGUUUUGGUAUAUGGAGUACAAUUGGUCCUUUAUACACCUUAGAAGUCGCCUGUAAAAAAUACAAAGGAAUAAGUGGGGUAAUAUACUCUAUAUUUUUUUGCCUAGGAAUUGCUUUUUCCUAUAUAGCAAGUUAUGGCUUACCUUCUGACCCAAAACAAAGCCAAAAAAAUAAUUUUUGGCGAAUAAUAUUAGGCAUUCCUGCAGUUUUAGACUAAAAUGAGGCUAGAAAGACUCUUGAGAAAUACUACUAGCAAGAUAUAGUUGAUUUUUCCAAGUGA
Ichthyophthirius multifiliis is the source of this 690-nucleotide messenger RNA. Its product is annotated as major facilitator superfamily protein, putative. Gene Ontology annotation, cellular component: membrane. Gene Ontology annotation, molecular function: myo-inositol:proton symporter activity. The transcript is spliced from 5 exons. Gene Ontology annotation, biological process: transmembrane transport. The record is from RefSeq and is a predicted model, not a curated record. NCBI's taxonomy places the organism in Eukaryota, Ciliophora, Oligohymenophorea, Hymenostomatida.